This is a messenger RNA of Chelonus insularis, 1887 nucleotides long. Its product is annotated as coiled-coil domain-containing protein 113. Gene Ontology annotation, cellular component: axoneme; ciliary basal body. The transcript has 3 exons. NCBI's taxonomy places the organism in Eukaryota, Metazoa, Arthropoda, Insecta, Hymenoptera, Braconidae. The record is from RefSeq and is a predicted model, not a curated record. Gene Ontology annotation, biological process: cilium assembly. The coding region runs from base 34 to 1308 and encodes 424 amino acids.
AGAAACAAAAAAUCGUGUGUUUUGUAAUAUAAAAUGUCGUCCAUCACAAAAAUGGGUGGAUCAAGUUUGUUGAUGCCGAUGAGUAAUGUUUUAGAAAAUGAGCCUAUUUAUCAAAAUAUUAAUACCGAAGAAUUGAAGGAUUAUUUAAAAGAUUCUAUUUAUAUAAAUAGAAUUCUUACUUUGGAGAAUGAAAUAUUUGAAAAUUUUUUAGUUCAUAAUAAUCCACAAGCGCUUGCUAUUAUGACUCAGACUUUAGAGACAACUAAAAAAGUUUUAUCACAAAAAUCUCAUGGGUCUUCAUGUUCUUCUUCAAAUUCGUCAAUUUCACAUUUCUACCAACUUGGUCAGAAUAUUGGAGGAAUCAAAGAAAAUAGUCCUAUGUCACCGGGAAAAAUCAGCAACAGCAGUAAAAGUAUUAAAAAUAUCGACAGUAAUGAAAAUCUUAGUAAAAGUCGUAUUUAUCCUUCAGUGUUAUCAAAUUAUUCAUCAACAAAAGGAUUUCGAAUAACAUUAUCACAUAGAAUUGAAAUGACAAAUAAACAAAUUGAUGAAAUGAAAAAACAAUUUAUAAUUCGUGAAAAACAAAUUGGUAUAAAAAAGAUGAAUUUAACAGCCCAAUUAGAUGAAAUUGAACUACGAAUACGAGAUAUUGAAGAAGUUAAAAAAGAGCUAGAAUAUAUUAUACAAAAUAAAGAUGCAGAAUCAACAACGAAAAAAAUUCUAGCUGAUAAAUUUAUUAAAUAUAUGAAGACGUGGAUGAAAACUGUUACUCAUGUAAUGGAUAAAUUACGUUUAAAAAGUUAUUCUAUUAAAUCUCAAAUAAAAAAAAUUCAGCAACAAUUAAGACAGAGAGAAGAAUUUGAACAAACUUUUUAUGUUAUUGACUUUGAAGCUCUUACGAUUGAAAAUCAAGAUUAUUUAAAGAAAAUAAAAACAACUAAUAAAGAAUUGAUAAAUUUGAAGAAAGUUUUGGGACGAUAUAAUUUAAAAUUGGAUCAUUUUAGAAAAAAGUUAGAAGAACAACGAAAUAAAAUAGAUAAUCUGGAGAAAGAAAUAAAUAUAAAAGAAAAUAAUAUUGAUAAAUUGAAAAAAGAUAUUGAACUUUUCAAAUCAAAACUUGAAAAUAUAAAUCAACAAAAAUCUAAAUUUCUUAUUGAUAAAGAGUUACCUGAUGUAAUUGAUUUUAUAAAAAUUCAAACAGAACUUGAGGAAAUGAAAAAAACACAAAAGCGUAUUGAGAGGCAUAAAAAUAUUCAAAUAACAGCAUUAAAAACUUUUAAAAAACGUCAAAUGUUAUUACAUGAAUAAUUAACUUCUAUAAAUAGAUGAGAUAAUUGAUUAAAAUGCAAUUUUAAUUUUACAUUAAUUGAUUUUUGUCUAUUUUAAAAUUUUUAACAAAGACAAACAUCAUAAAUGUAAUUAUUGUUUUAGUCAUUAUGACAAUUCAUGACUGGCACAAAUUACGCUAUACAUCUUCUUCUUCUUAACAGUAAAAAGACUCAUAACUAAAAACACAACACACCGGAAACUAUUAGAAAUUUUUAUCUAUUAGAUCAUAGCUAUAAUAAAUUGUAUAAUUACUUAGCUGGAAGAGUCUGUUUAAUUGAUCCUAAAAUAUAUCAUAAAUAAUUAAUUAUGUUCAUCCCCAAAGCUGUCAAUCAAAUGACAUACCAUUAGAUCAUAGAUAAUUUACUAGUAUGUCAAUAAGAUGGAUUUAAAAAUAACAUGCUACAGAAGAUUUUGGCUCAUGUCAUGGAGAUGUGUUAGAUGUUAGUGUAAAGUCACGCUUCAUGCACUGACGAUGCCUGUCCCUUCUUCCUCUUUUACUUUAACUUUGCUGAUGUAUCUUUAAAAAUUACAGUCGUCUUUCUAGUUGCGUUAACUAAA